Messenger RNA from Camelina sativa (false flax), 166 nucleotides. NCBI's taxonomy places the organism in Eukaryota, Viridiplantae, Streptophyta, Magnoliopsida, Brassicales, Brassicaceae. The record is from RefSeq and is a predicted model, not a curated record.
UUAAACUCAUAGGGCGGAGAAAAGGAUCAAGAAGAUGACCACCACCAUGAAAAUCAUGUCUUUUGCUAUGCUACUUGUUCUUUUGUUCUCUAUUGAUGUUGUCGUUGAAGGAUCCGAUAGUUCGUUGUGCUGUAACACACAUGCGAAAUUUGGAGCGUGCAAAACG